AGCUCCAAUGAUCGACAAUUUUUUUCUCUAAUUAGAGAAAAUAAGAGUUAUAAUACGAUUUUUUAAUAUGGCUAUACUGUGGCUCAGACAAUACGCUUCCUGCUGUCAUCCAGUGACAUUUGAAAGAAAUCCGCCAUUUUUUUUACAAAUGGCCGUGUGAGAACUUAGUUCGGCUAGUGUUCCUCAUAAAAUAACGGCAUUUCUAAGCGGAUUCUGUAAGAACAUGGCUCCGAGAAAAAACUACACUCUCGACCAGAUUGAAAAAGCAGUUGAAGCUGUUAAGAAUGGAGAAAAGAUAGCAAGUGCUGCGCAACGUUUCGGAGUACCAAGAAUUACUCUUCAUGACAAAAUAACACGAAGAACUUCCAUUGGUUGUAGUAUGGGGCCAAGUACCAUCUUAACAAAAGUAGAAGAAGAAAUUUUAGAAAAAUGGUUAUUAACUUUAGCUGAAAAGCAUAUUCCCCUAACUAAAGACUGUCUACUGGACAGUGUUCAAAAACUAAUAAUUAAUCAAAACAGGAAAAAUCCUUUUACUAAUAAUAGGCCUGGUAAGAAAUGGUUUCACUCAUUCAUGAAAAGACAUCCAAACUUGUCACAAAGAGUACCAGAUAACUUGUCGAGAGCUCGAGAUAAUGUAUCGGAGGAUAACAUUAGGACCUGGUUUAAAGAAAUCGAAAGUUAUUUAGAAGAACAUAACUUAAAAAAUAUUCUAAACAACCCACACAGGCUAUUCAAUGCAGACGAAAGCGCGUUUUUCUUGUCGCCGAAACCUGAUCGUGUUAUCUGCAAAAAAGGAGAUAAACACCCUUAUAGUAAGUGUGGUGAUGAGAAGGACAACCUUACUGUCCUUAUCACGGGAAAUGCAGCCGGAGUCCUUGCCCCUCCAAUGAUCGUAUUUAGUUAUGAACGAAUUCCUUCGUCAGUUGCUGCUAGUGUUCCCGAUGAAUGGGCAAUAGGUAAGUCAGAAAGUGGGUGGAUGUGCAGCAGCACCUUCUAUGAAUAUGUGACUAAUGUUUUCAACCCUUGGUUAGAGCAAAAUAAUAUUGAAUAAAUAUGUAACUAUUGUUGAUUUCCCUAAUUUGUACUUAUUUAAUCUUAUCAGAGUGUAUAGUUUUAUCAAAAUAAAACAGUAUUCAAGAUUAAAGCUUAUUUUGGUGAAGAUUUUUAAAGUUUGUAGUCAGUGUUAUUAGACUUGACAUAUUUUAUAAAAACAAUGUAUGAGUACCUAAACAUAAAAGACAAAUAAAUUAAUACUUACUGAAUUG
Spodoptera litura is the source of this 1265-nucleotide messenger RNA. Lineage: Eukaryota; Metazoa; Arthropoda; Insecta; Lepidoptera; Noctuidae. The record is from RefSeq and is a predicted model, not a curated record.